UCUCCGGUAAAGUGGCUCCUCGUCCUUAACGGACAAAGAACUCUACACCACAGAAGUGAUGUCCUAGAGACGGUGGUGCUCGUCAACCCUUCGGGAGACACCGUCGUAUCUGAGAUCCAGUCUCUAGUCACAGACUCAGCAGGACACAAGCUCCUGGUCUUGAGUGGUCAGAGCUCGGAUCACGGCGGCCUUCUCCUUCAAACUGGGGUUUUCACCUACCAGACCUUUUCAUGUGUCUUUGCUGAUCCUGGGGUCAGUGAAUUAUUGGGCACAGCAGCCCCCAAGCAGCAGGCCACACUUACUGUGUCCUGCCGCGGGGAGGUGGGCUGGAGCUCCCUGGGACAGCAUUCGACCCUACGGGAGUUCCUGGAAUACAGACUAAACCCUGACCCUGUCCUCCCCAAGAUGGAGGGUGUCACAGAGUUCACAGAGUACAUCUCUGAGACAGUCGAUGUCCCUUCACCGUUUGACCUCUUGGAGCCACCCACCUCUGGGGGCUUCCUGAAACUAUCCAAACCAUGUUGCUACAUCUUUCCCGGCGGACGCGGAGACUCUGCUCUCUUCGCUGUGAACGGCUUCAACAUCCUUGUAGACGGAGGCUCGGAGCGGAAAUCCUGCUUCUGGAAGCUGGUCCGUCACUUGGAUCGUAUCGACUCGAUUCUGCUCACACACAUCGGUGCUGACAAUCUCCCAGGUAUCAACGGACUGCUUCAGAGGAAGAUCGCAGAGCAGGAGGAGGAGCAGUCUCAAGACUCCACCAACUACAAUGAAUGGAUGAAGAACCUGAUCUCUCCUGAGCUAGGUGUGGUAUUUUUCAAUGUGCCAGAGAAGCUGCGCAUGCCAGAAUCUAAUCUCAAAGUAAAACGCAGCAUCGAAGAGGCCUCCCUGACUUUGCAAUACCUUAACAAACUAGGAAUCAAGCCUGAGCCGCUCUUCCGAGUGGUCAGCAACACCACUGAGCCCAUCACUCUGUUCCACAAGAUGGGAGUGGGCCGGUUAGACAUGUAUAUUCUCAACCCUGUUAAAGACAGCAAAGAAAUGCAGUUCCUAAUGCAGAAAUGGGCUGGCAACAGCAAGGCCAAAACUGGUAUAGUGCUGCCAAAUGGGAAAGAAGGAGAAAUCUCUGUUCCCUAUCUGACAUCAGUUACAGCCCUUGUUGUUUGGCUCCCUGCCUGCCCUACAGAAAAGAUCAUCAGAGUGCUUUUCCCCGGGAAUGCACCACAAAAUAAGAUCCUAGAGGGGCUGGAAAAAUUAAAGCACCUUGACUACUUGCGCUACCCUGUAGCCACACAAAAGGACAUUGCCUCAGGCGCUCCUCCCUCUGUUAUUAAACAAACCAAAUUAAAGCAAAGGACAGAAAGUAAAGAGAGUCUCAGAUCGUCUCCGAAGAUGACGGCCAAGGUCUCAAAGAAAGAGACUGAAGGACAGGAUGAUGUGUCCGCUGCCACAGAGGCAAAGAGCGACUCAGUGAAGGAAAAUAUAUCAGAUAAAACAGAAGAGAAAAAGCCAACUAAAACUAUCAAAUCUAAAGCAGAUGUGCCGGAAAAGAAAAAACUCUUGAAAGAAAAAACACUAAAAAAGCACAUUAAGGAAAGGGUGUCGAAGAUAGACGAGAAAAAGGACAAGGAGAAGAAAGAGAUCAAAAGAGUUAAGAAGGAUGACUCUGCUAAAAAAGAUGAAAAGAAAGAUGCUAAGUCCAAAGAGGACAAAAAGAAGGACACUUCUAAACCUGAGCUGAGAAAGAUCACAAAGCCUGAUCUAAAACCUCUUACACCAGAAGUCAGGAAGACAUUACAUAAAGCUAAAGCUUCCAGUAAACCCAAGACUGGAAAAGUCAAAACCGCAAAAGCUGAACCUGCAGAAACGAAGAAAGAAGAGCCAAAACCUGAGACUAUUGAACCUGAACCAGUCCAGAACGGAGCUGUUGAAGCCACAUCUGCUCCUUCAACUCCUGAAGACCUCACUAAGGAGUUUGAAGAGUUAAAACAAGAAGACACAGUAGCAGAGCCAGCAGAGAGUAAUGAGGUUUCACUAGAGCCGACAUCACAAACCCAAGAGAUAGAGGAAGCACAAGAAGCUAUAGCUGAACUUCCACCGGGUGCAAAGUCUCCAGAAAAGGAGGCAGCAGCUGCAGAGGUUGAAGCUGAAGAGAAAGAGACAAAACAAGAAAAAGAAGAGGAAGAGGCUCAAAAGUUUGAGGACGAAGGAGCAGCAUCUCAAGAUGAGGAGGAGAAAGAAGAGGAGGCCCCUGCUGAUGAAAAGAAAAUAGAAAGAGAGGAAGAAGAAGACAUGGGGAUUGGUGAGGAGAUGGUGGGUGAUGAUGGGCUGGACAGGAAGCAUGAGAUAGAAGAAAUGGAGAAAUCAGAGAACCUUGCAGCCAAGCUUGCAACAAAAGAGGAGCUACAAAUGGAGGAAGAAGAGGAGGCCGUAGAGAAAGCCGAACUGGAGGAGGUUGAAGAUUUAGAUGUUAUAGCAGACGAAGAAAUCAAAGUCAAACCUGAAGAUGCAUCUGAACAACAAAUAGCCUCUGAACUUCUAGCUGUAGCUAAAGAAGAAGAAGAAGAAGAAGAAGAGGAAGGCUAUCUGUCACAUGUUGCUGGUGCUACAGCUCCCAUAACCUCAGUAGCUCAAGGAGCCGCUGCAGCCGAACCCAUCUCCUACAUCCAAGAUGAGACCAUCCCCGGCUACUCUGAGACAGAGCAGACCAUCUCUGACGAGGAGAUUCACGAGGAGGCAGAGGAAAGGAUACCACACCUUCAAUAUGAUGUUGGUGCUUACGACAUAUCAGUUCCAGAUCAGACUGGAUCAUUCGUAGACAUUCACGGCAUGAGGGAGAUGCAAGCCGCAGCAAUGGCAGACAAAGGCUUCAUCCCAGGUGUGCAGGAGCAAGUAUCAGUGUUCACCAACAUCAUCACAGCUCCUCUGGCAGAAGAAGAGCAUGUAUCUUCUGCAACGUCUAUCACAGAAUACGACAAAGUAUCCUCCUUUCCUACUUCUAUUGCUGAAGACCAGUCGGUGGCGUCAGCCGUAGCGGCUACAACUGAAGAGCCACCAAAAAGCCCCGUUACUGUGUCAACUUCUCCUGAUCAAGGCAAAGAGCAGCCACGCUCUGCAGGAACUCUUUCACCUCCUUCCUUAGAAGAUGACAAACAAACCAAGUCUCCAGCUGAUGACUUACAGCUUCCUAUUGCAGAAGUAAAGGUGGCUGCUAAAGCCCCAGAAGCUCCAGAAGAGGAGGAGGAGGAAGAAGAAGAGGAGGAAGACCAAACUCCCAAUGUUGACAUCUCUCUUGAGAAACUCCAACAGGGCUAUGCAAGCAAAGACAAGGAUAUGGAACCGUCAACUGGCACAGCGCCUCCAGCAGAAGACAGCAAACAAAUCCAUCUACCAGUCGAAGAGGAAAGUAAAGAUGCAGUUGCACCUAAAGAUGUUUCCUCUGUCGUGCCUACUAGACCUUUUGGAUCUGACUCAGUGACCUCAGAGAGCGAAGAACGCUGCUUCAGUCCAGAUGACAUCACUGUGAAAAUGGCCUCCCCUCCACAGUCCGGACCACCAAGCGCAACUCACUCGCCACUUCGUCAGUCACCAGUUGAAGACAAAACAAAAGCCACUCCUGAUAUAGAGGUACAAAAGCAAGAGGAGACCCUGGCAGCAACUGAGGAGAAAGCUAAAAAGACAGAGGAAGCAGCACCUGAGGUACAAGAAGAUGAAGGCAAGCAGAUUGCUGAUCAGAAGCAAGAGGAAGUUUCCAUACCUCCUGUCACAAAAGACGUGUCAGAGCCGAAAAAAGAGCCUACACUGGCAGGUAAAGAGGAAGACAAACAGGCAGACACAGCCCCUGUUGUUGCCAAAUCUUUAACAGAGGUUCAGCCACCUGUGCUAGACAAGGAACCUCUCCUGACGUCUACACAAAGUGAUGAAGUGGUUGACAAAGGGCUCAUCGAGGAAGAACCUAAAGUGCCUCUUCAAGGUAAAUUUCCAGAGAAGGAAGGUGGUUUCCUUGAUGAUGAUGAUGACAAGAAAGAUGAUGAUGAUCACCAUGAUGAUAAAUCCGCAGUUAAAACCAUUGAGGCAGAACAGGAAAAAGAAAAGGACGACACCUCGGAUGCCAUAAAACUCAAGGAUGAGCAGAAACAGGAAUCUGUCAUCCAGGCACCCAUCUCUUCUGCUGAGUCCACCACGGAUGAAAAAGCAGAGAAGGAGUCAGUAAAGGAUGAGAUUGCUGAAAUUAAACCUUCAAAAGAUGAAAAAACAGAAAAAGAAAUCAUCAAAGAUAAACAGACAUUGCCUGAAAGUGCUGAAAUCAAAACUACAAAAGAUGAAGAUGUUGAAAUUGUUGCUGCUGAGGCGAAACAAAUCAAAGAUGAGCCAAAGCAGGAAGAAACAAAAGAGCUUGACCUCAAGACCAAGGAGGGGGAGGUUAAAACAACAGAUGAAGUUAUAAAAGAGGAGAAGGGUGCAGAAAAGCUUGAGACUGUAGAUAUAAGUGACAUUAAAACUGAGGAGACUGAAAAAGUCCAAACCACAGAUAAAGAGCCUGCUAAAGACCAUAUCAAGGAAGAGGCAGAGAAGGAUGAUUUUCCCGUCACUGAGCCUGCAAAAGAUGAGCAGAAAGAAACUUCAGAUAUCAAAAUGAUGGAAGUUAAGCAAGAGGACAAAGAGAUGGAAAAGAUCGAUGCAUCUGCUACCAAGGCAGAAACAGAUAAGCCUUUGGAAAAAGAGAUGGAAGACAUCACUGCUGCUAAACCAAUCAAAGAAGAAGAAACGAUAAGUAAAGUCGAUUCAUCUGCUCCUACAACAGUGGAAAAGAAGCAAGAAAUUUCGACAGAUACUAUCUCAAGCAUCAGCCCCACUAAGACGGAGGAACUUGAAGCAAUAGCAAGUAAAGAAGAGAGUAUUUCUGCUAAGUCAUUGACGGAGCAAGAAAAAGAGGAACAAGAUGAAAGUUCUGACACAAAACUCCCAGAGGAUCAGGAAAAAGAUGUGACAACAAGCAAGGAUGAUGCAAACAUUGUUAAACUCACUACAGAAAUAGGAAAGAUGGACGACACAUGCAAAGAUGAUUCUGCAGAUGUAAAACUCACAGAGGCAGAGGAAAAGGAUCAGCUGCCAAGUAAGGAUGACACGUCUGCCAUUAAACCAGCUGCUGGAGAAGAGAUGGAACAAGAAAUAAGUAAAGAUGCAUUAAAACUUGACAAGAUAGAGGAGAAAGAUCAACUGCCAAGUAAGGACGAUGCUCCCAAACCAAGUGUCAAAGAGGAAAAGGAGCAAGAGACGAUUAAAGAUGCAUUAAAACCUGGCAAGAUAGAGGAGAAAGAGCAACUUCCAACUAAGGAAGAUGCUUCCAAACCAAGUGUUGAAGAGGAAAAGGAACAAGAGACAAGUAAAGAUGCAAUAAAACCUGGCAAGAUAGAGGAGAAAGAGCAACUUCCAACUAAGGAAGAUGCUUCCAAACCAAGUGUUGAAGAGGAAAGGGAACAAGAGACAAGUAAAGAUGCAAUCAAACCUGACAAGGUAGAGGAGAAAGAGCAACCUCCAACUAAGGAAGAUGCUUCCAAACCAAGUGUUGAAGAGGAAAAGGAGCAAGAGACAAGUAAAGAUGCAAUCAAACCUGACAAGAUAGAGGUGAAAGAGCAACCUACAACUAAGGAAGAUGCUUCCAAACCAAGUGUUGAAGAGGAAAAGGAGCAAGAGACAAGUAAAGAUGCAAUCAAACCUGGCAAGGUAGAGGAGAAAGAGCAACCUCCUACUAAGGAAGAUGCUUCCAAACCAAGUGUUGAAGAGGAAAAGGAGAAAGAGACAAGUAAAGAUGCAAUCAAACCUGGCAAGGUAGAGGAGAAAGAGCAACCUCCAACUAAGGAAGAUGCUUCCAAACCAAGUGUUGAAGAGGAAAAGGAACAAGAGACAAGUAAAGAUGCAAUAAAACCUGGCAAGAUAGAGGAGAAAGAGCAACCUCCAACUAAGGAAGAUGCUUCCAAACCAAGUGUUGAAGAGGAAAAGGAACAAGAGACAAGUAAAGAUGCAAUCAAACCUGUCAAGGUAGAGGAGAAAGAGCAACUCAGAAGUGAAGAAGAUACUACCAAACCAAGUGUUGAAGAGAAAAAGGAAGAAGAGGCAAGUAAAGAUGAGACAGUUGCAAUCAAACCUGAGAAGGAAGAGGAAAAAGAGCAGCUCAAACCAGCUGUUGGAGAAGAAAAGCAACAAGUGGAAAGUAAAAAAGACACAAUACUUAGUGAGGUGGAGGAAAAAGAUCAAAUCCAAAUUAAAGAUGAAACUCCCAAACUAACAGCUGGAGAAGAAAAAGAACAAGAGGAGAGUAAAGGAGAAACAACAGCAAUAGAAUCAACCAGUAUGGAGGAGGAGGUAGCAAAAGAAGUCCUCAAAGAUGCUGCCAAACCAGUCAUGGAAGAAGUAAAGGAGCAAGAAACACUUAAAGAUGCAGACACCAAACCUAUGAAGACUGAGGAAGAAGGGGUAAGGAAGGAAGAUAUUAAAAUAUCUGAGGAUGAAAUCAGUCCUAAAGAUGACAUAGUUGAACCCAAGCUACCCGUGCAAGAAGGCAAGGAGAAAGAGGUCAGUGAAGAUAUUUCUGCUGUCGAAGCAACAGUCAAAGAAAAGGAGAAGGACGAAACUUUGAAACCAUCAAAAGAAGAGGAAGUGACUGUUCAGGAUGCAACUGAAGCCAUCAAAGAAGAAAAAGACACAGUUAAGGAUAAAGUUUCUGAAAUCAAACCUACAAAAGAUGAAGAAAGCAAAGAGGAGGCUGGUGAAAAACUUCAGGCAGAUGAGGUAAAGAAGGAGGAGAUGAAAGAUGUGAAAUCUGAUGUAAUACUUGAAAAGGAAGAGGAAAAAGAAGUGAAGGGUAAAGAGGAAGCAAUGGAAACAGAGAAAGAAAAGAGCGACGUCUCUGAUGUUGCAAAAGAGCAGAAAGAAAAAGAUACAGAUGACAUAUCAAUAAAAACCAUAAUGGAGGACAAAGAGGUGAAAGAAAGUGUCAUCUCUGACAAACAAGAAGCGAAAGAACAGGCUAAGGCGGAUAUCUCUGAGCAGAAACCAAUUUUGGAGGAAAUACAAGACAAAGAUGCUGAAAAGAGGGACACAGAAAAGGAGAAAGACUCAAGUGUCGGGCAUCCAGAGGAUGAGAAAGAGACAUCUGAAGUUGAAAAAAUAAAGGAAGAAAUGAAAGAUGUCCAGCAGGGUAGCUCUGAAGCUGAAUCCAUCAAACAGGAGACAGAGGAGGAAAAGCACACUCUAACAUUUAGCACCAAAGAUGAGCAAAAAGGGCAAGAUGAUUCUUUAAAGCCAGAUGAUAAAAAAGAGGUAGCUCCUUCCACGUGUCAGACUUCAGAAGAGAAGGAAAGUAAAAAGGAUGAUAUUUCUGACAUUAGUGAUAAGCAUAUAGAAACCUCAGAUAUACUCACAGCGUCUCAGAAAGAGAAGGAAACUUUUGGUGACACAUCAGUAGAAGUGCAGCCAGACAUUCCUGCAAGUAUAUCAAGUGAGGCCCUGAAACCUGCAAAAGAUGACAUUUCUGCAGCCCCCAGCCAGACGCAAAAAGAAGAAAAAGAACAAGAUAAAGACGCAAAGGUUAUUACAAGUCAAGAAGAGAAGAUGGAGAAAGAAAAAGAUGAUGCACAUGUUGCUGAACUAAGCAAAGAACAGAAAAUGGAAAAGGAACAAGAAAAAGAUUACACCUAUGAAGACAUCAAAGAUGAAAAGACAAAACCAGAAGAUGAAAAGAUGCUUAAACAAAAGGAUGCCGCUGAUAUGAAAGCAGAAGAAAAGGAAAAAUAUGACUCCUCUGAUGCAGACCACACCAAAGAGGAGAAAUGGGAGAGAGAGGAGUUGCAAGAGAAAGAGCAGGACAAAGUAAUUAAGCAGCCUGCUCUGGCGGCAGUCGAAGGAGCAUCAAAGUCAGACUACAAACCUGCAUUUGUGCUCCAGUCCUCUGAUGAAGACAGGGAAGAUGAGGAGGAAGAGGACAUAUGUAUGGGAGGGGCAGGCUCCAGGCCUUUGUCAGUAGAGCCCAAAAAAGCAGAGCAGGAUUUGUCCUCUACAGGCCUAACCUCUUCACAAACAAGUGACCAAACUAAACCACCAGUUGUGCAAAAGAUCACAGUUGUAAUACCAACGCUCACAAUGCAGGAACCCUCUAUAGAUGAAGACAUCAGAGAAGAAUCCAGACUCUCACCUGGAGCAGGAGAAGAUGUGAAAACAGACAUCACACCUGCACCACUUGCCAAGCCAGAGCCCUGCUUUGAUACUGUCACAUCAAAAGAGGAGGCGCCCUCUGUUCCGAAACAGGAAACAUCCUCUGAUAUUCCUGCAGGUAAAGAAGAACCAACGUCAGACUCGACAGAGAGAAAGCCUGUGUUGUCGACAGUAUCCAGCACCGACAGCCAACAGAGGAGUAGUACUCUUUCCAGCACCGAGAGCCAGUCCAGUACGGAAGAAAUGUCUCAACAAGAGAAACAGAUACCGUCUCAAGCAAGCUCAAUCAUCAGUGCUGCAGAGAAGUCAAAGCUGGACGAGAAACCAGAAAAGGAAGCAGAGAGGGAGAUGGAAGGAGAGCGAGAGGUUGCGUCUCCUGGAGCCUCACAGCCGUGCUCUUAUUUCAUGUUGGAAAAGGACUCCAAGGACGUUGGAGCAGCAAAAAUGGAGAGCAUAGAAAAAUCAGAGAAGGAAAUUCUGACUAAAAGCCUUGAGGAUGAAAAGCAAACCUUUGCUGCAUCCAAGUAUGAUCCGUAUGAAAAGCCAGUUCCAAAAGAUCAAGAUUCAGACUCGAGAGAAGAAGCUGAAACUGCUCCAGGUUUUGACCACGCUUCAGAAAUGGGCAUUGAUGACAACAGAAGAGCAAGCCAGGUAGAGGCUGCAGGAGCCAUGUACCUCCUGGAUGAUCAGUACAAAGAAGAGCCUCUGUCCUUCAGUAGAGUGGACUACAGCACUGCCUCCCUCACAGAAAGCGAAAGAAUCAGCCACCACAGCCCAAGUGCCUCACCUAGUCAUGAAGAUAGAGAAAAGGGCCAGGAGGAGGAGCGCGAGCGAGAAGAAAGACUAGAAACACCUUAUGUUGACAAGAACUUUUCAUCCAUGGACACCCAAGAUAAUAAAAUGUCCCAGGCAGCUGAGUCUUAUUCUUUUAGUCCCAAAGAGGACAAACCAGAGAAAACAGAGAAAGAGAAAGAGGAUAUGAUGGAAGGUGCUACAGCAGCUCCACAAACAGUUGCAACUACCUGUGCUGCUGAACAACCAAUAGGUUCAUCGUUAAGACAAGAACCAGCCUCUCCAUCAUGGAGCCAAUCGGCUCUUGGACCCCAAGUUUUAGGUGCCACUGCAGCUUUCGGAGAACCGUCUGAUAAGAAAACAGAAAAGGAGAAAGAGAAAUCUGCUGAGUCGCUCAAAGACAAAAAGGAGUCCUCUGAUUAUGAAAGAGAGGGGUCUCCAUCAGGUCGGCGAUCACCUGCAGAAAAAGACAUUUUACCUCAAAAAGCAUCACCUUCAAAGGCAGAAGAAACUCCAGGUGUUUCAAGGACUGCAUCAGCAACUGGACAAGUCAUAGAUGAUAAUGUUCUGGCAUCUGACAAUAGUCAACUUAGCUGCUCUGCCUCUUCUAAAUCAGCGUUAGACUUUCCCGAAACAAAAGAGAGCCUGAUAGAUAAAAGACUACUCGUAGAAGGAGAAGAUUUUACUGUAGAUGAUGAUGAUGAUGAGGAUGAUGAGGAGGAAGAAGAGGUGUCUAGUGAUGUAGACGUGGAAAAGGGUGCCAGAGAACAAUCUGAAAAAGAAAUGUGUCGACGUGGAUCUGAUGAUAGCACUACAUUAGCAGAGGUGGAGGAUCCUAAUAAGAAGUCUCAGCUGCCUGAGGAAACAAUCUGUAAACCAACACCUGAUGAUGCCUCUGCUUCUAAAGUCCCAGAGGAUCAGAAAAAGACAACCCCGUCUCCUGAACCAAAGCUACUUAAAGAUGAUAUCAGUCUCAGUGAAGCCACUUCCAAACCUCCUGAGACGAAGACUGCAGAUGUGAGUAAAACAGAAUCAUCACUAGACCCAGGUGCUCACAAAGAAGACAAAAGCAGUUUAACAUCAGAUUCCAAGAAACUACCUGAAACAGAGAAACAAGAAGACACAGAAAGGAAGCCGCUGUCACCUGAGCCUGAUACAAAGAGAAGGUUGUCAUCAGCAGGCGACUCUACUUCCUCCACAGUGCUACAGUCUCAAAAAGCAGAUGAAGACAAACCGCCUGUGUCACCAAGCAUUUUGUCAAAGGAGUCUUCUCAAGCAACAUCAACAAGCAGCUUUGCAGGAAUCUCUUCUCCGCCUGACAGCUCUGACCCUGCGCCCAAAGCUACAUCUAGUUCCUCUCCUCCUCUGGAAGACAGCUAUGCAGACAUCGGACGGAGCAGAUCUGAUCCACCCCAACAUAAAGAUGAUACAUCUCUUAUCCAGAAGCACAUCAAAAAAGAGAGUCACGAUGAAAGGGGGGCAGCGAAACAUGAGGGAACUACCUCAGCUUGCACAUUCACAACCUUAACAUACUCAACUUCAACGUACUCCUCUACAUCGUACAGUUACUCAUCGUCUUCCACUUUGAGCCAACGCUCUGGAGAGACUCUCACGACAAUAUCAAGGGCUGAGGCGCCUCUUGCAAAAGAGGAGCCAUCACUGAGGAAAGAGUCUUCAAGCUCCUGCUUUGGAGGGUUUCAGAGAGAGGAGUAUAUGGAGGUGACGAUAAAACCGGCAGCAAAACCGUCCUCACCUGAUGAGACCAAACCAUUAUCUCCAGCUUUGUCUACCACUGCCAAGCAGACUGAGGAUCAAGCUAGUCCUCAAAAGCCUGAAAAGGACACAAAGUCAAGCACUGAUAGUUUUUAUAUGUUAGAGACCAAGACAACAAUAUCCUCCACAACAACAUCUAUACCAAGUGUUGAACCAGUAAAGGUAGCAGAGAGUACAUCCACGUCACAGGCUUGUUUUGAUGUCUCUCCUCUACAAAGGGCUGACUCCUCUGACAGGGAGUGCAAAGGGUCGGUACAAGAUGAGCCUGAUACACUUGAAAUGGAAGAUAGCACCCUACCAUGCCGCAUUGAAUGUGAAAAAAUCAAGGUUUCUGAGCAAAAAGAGACUUUGUCAUGUACUACUACUGAGUCCUAUCUGAAGGAAAGUUCCAUUCAAUCCACAGAGAAGACUGCGACCGUGACAUCAAUGACUGUUGUGUCCAAACCGACUCAAGAGACUUCAAAGUGUGAUAGUGAAUCUAGCAAAACCUCAUGUGCCACAGCAGACUCAUCCAAAUCAAAGGGAGAUAAAAUUGAGGAGGACAAAGAGGAAAAGACAAAAGGGGCCAUUAGUCCUUCAAAGGAAGACAAGGAGGGAAAGACUGCUAAAGAAGAAGUCAAGCAGACAAAGGAGGAAAAGACAAGUAGAGACAGUAUGGAGAAGGUGACGCCAUCCGAUCCAAAGUUGUGUGAAAAAGAAGACGUAAAGAAGGAAGCCAUAAAAGUUGAGGAGAAAAGCUUGCUGGAAAAACCAUCAGAGAGACUAGAGGUGAGGAGAAAGAGCAGCAUAUCUGACUGGGAGCUACUACAAAGGCCUGAAGACUUCCCAAGUGCCCCUCCUCCAGGUUACGGGGAUGAUGAUGAUGAUGAUGAUGAAGAGGCAGAGGAGGAAGCAAUGGAAUGGGUAACUGGUGGCCAUGGAACCACAGAAACUUCUAGCAAAAGACCAGCAAAGACUGAUCGUCCCUCUGACUUGAACACAGGAGCCACCUCGUCGUCUGCCUCCCACUCUGGGUUCUCCUCCUGCGAAUACAAACAUCGCAAAGGAGAACUAUCGCCAUCUUUCAUCAACCCAAGUCCACAUCCGCUCUCCAGUGAUGAAGGCGAAGAGGACGGCCACAGUGACCAUUCCCAAGAAGGAGGCGAGGAUGAUCAGGAGCAACACUCUGUGAAGAGGAGGUCGCACAAGCAGAGGCGCCACCAUCAGAGUCAUCACGGAGACUCUGGACAGGGGUCACAUCAGCUGCCUGGUGGUAUGUCUUCUGGCCUUGCUGUGACAUUAGCUGGAGAGGAAACACCGCCGACGUCAGUAAGUGAGUCACUGCCGACACAGUCAGACUCUGAUGUGCCGCCAGAGACCGAAGAGUGCCCGUCAAUAACAGCAGAAGGGAAUCUUGACUCAGAUGAAGAUGCUGAACAUCUACCAGUAGACAAAUUAUCUGCAUCUGGAACCACAGGAGGUCACCGUCCUCCAUCUCCAAGGUCAACUCAAAAGACUCACGAUCCCCUCCCCACUCCGAUGAAAGACCCUCAUCCCCAUCCUCCUCACCCAGAUGUGUGCAUGGUAGAUCCAGAGGCUCUACUCAACGACCACAACAGCACAGAGAAACUUCUAAAGAAGGAGCACAAGACCACCAAGGGCCUCAGGAAGAGCAAACCUAAGUCGGCUUCCCCAGCAAGGAAGAAUGAAGUCAGAAAGAGGUCCUAUACUCCAGUGAAGCAGACUUCCAAGGACUCUGCCUCCCCUCGAUCAGCCUCUCUCAGGAGGAAGGACACUGAUAGAAGCUCCAGGGUGACCAAGAUGUCUGAAACCCACAGUGUGAGGAGUGAGGUUGGAGUUAAAGGCUUGGUCAAUGGUGUCAAAAGCAGUUCAGUCAACAAUUCCCAGAAGACAAGCUCAGCUGUCCCCCCUGGACCACCGGUCUAUGUCGACUUGGCCUACGUGCCAAACCACUGCAGUGCAAAAAACGUGGACCAGGAGUUCUUCAAGAGAGUGCGAGCUGCAUACUACGUGGUGAGCGGGAAUGACCCGGGGAGCGGAGAGCCCAGUCGUGGUGUUCUAGAUGCCUUGCUGGAGGGCAAAGCUCAGUGGGGCUCUAAUUUACAGGUGACUCUCAUCCCGACCCAUGACACAGAGGUGACUCGGGAAUGGUACCAGCAGACCCACGAGAAGCAACAGGACCUGAACAUCAUGGUUCUGGCCUCCAGCAGCACCGUUGUCAUGCAGGACGAGUCCUUCCCUGCCUGCAAGAUCGAAUUUUGAGCUUCACGAGCUGCGC
This is a messenger RNA of Cheilinus undulatus (humphead wrasse), 13054 nucleotides long. It is a transcript of the gene map1ab, whose product is annotated as microtubule-associated protein 1Ab. Gene Ontology annotation, biological process: dendrite development; axonogenesis; microtubule cytoskeleton organization. Gene Ontology annotation, molecular function: actin binding; microtubule binding. NCBI's taxonomy places the organism in Eukaryota, Metazoa, Chordata, Actinopteri, Labriformes, Labridae. The record is from RefSeq and is a predicted model, not a curated record. The coding region runs from base 406 to 13038 and encodes 4210 amino acids. The transcript has 6 exons. Gene Ontology annotation, cellular component: dendrite; synapse; neuronal cell body.